AUGUACCAACAGGGUCUUGCCCUUUACAAAAUAUUAACGCCAAAUAACAUUUUUUUGAGUGCCUUUGUUAACAAUUCUUUACAAUUUAGCAAAUGCAAACCCGUUGUAGUAGAAGCCGAGUUCAAAGGACAUCUUGACCUUUCCGAACAUGACUUUACAAAGGUAGACGCUCACGCACGUGGUACUCCUGACUCCGAAGCUUGUUCCGUAGAACAGUUGUCCAAGCAUCUUACUUCAUGUUGGGAAGAUCAUUUAGAUAAAUUACGUUCAAUUUAUGUCUGGGUCACGGAACACAUCGAAUUUGAUUGUGAAGAUUCAGGAGACGUCAAAAAUCAUAGUGCCGAUGAGACCUUGAAAAAGCGUAAAGGUGGAUUUUCUGAAUUAUUCAAUGAAUUAGCUACUCAUGCUGAAUUGAAGACUUGGAAAAUUAAGGGCAAGACUAGAGGCAUUGAUGAAGAAAGUGCUGGUUCAAAGGAAUCGGUUGAUUGUAAGGAGGCAGAUCAUACGUGGAAUGCUACUAUAUAUAAAGGAGAAUAUCUCUUCAUCGACUGUGCCUGGGGAGCUGGACGAAUGAAUGGCAAACAAUUUGAAAAAUAUUUUGAACCUUUUUAUUUCCUUACACCUCCAAUUCAGUUCAUAUAUAGUCAUUUUCCUGAUGAAUCAAAAGAACAAUACAUAACACCUCAACUUACUAAAGAAGAAUUCCUUAAUUUGACUCACAUUAAACCAGCAUUCUUUGCUGCUGGUUUGGAAUUCCAUGAUAAAAGCAUUGGAAAUGUUAUUACUACUAACGAUGAUGUGAUUAAUCUUGAAGUUUUAAGAUUCCAACCUGAUGAAGGGAAACCAUUAUAUGCUGUGCUUAACUGGGAAGGUCAAGAGCAUGAAGUCUUGGUUCAAAGGAUGGUUGGAUAUCAAGCAGGUUCAGGUUUCUAUCAUAUUAUUAAAAAGAUGCUUGGAUUUGGUUCAGGUACAACUACAGGUUUAGGAAAAAACUAUAAGUUGCAUACUACGUGCCCAAGUGGUGGUGAAGGAAAACUUGAAAUAUAUGUAUUGUUUGAAGGUAACAAGGGUCCAUUAGCUGCAAGUUUCAAGGUCAUAAACAAAGGAGAUGGCAAAAAUCAUUGUUCAUUCUUUAAGACCUUUAAGAUUCCAUUCAAAUUUACCAUCCACCAACCAACUCAUUCAAAAUUACAAUGCGAAAAAGAUUAUAAAUUUGAAUUCACGGUAUUUGAUUUGAAAGAGGAUGAACAUCCCGAAUUCGCUUUAUUAUCUCCGGAGAAAAAACUCAAAAAACUUAAUAAAAAAUGUAAAAAUGAGGAUGGAAGUGUUACCUAUGAUCUUACAACGAAAAUCGAUCAAACAGGAGAUUGGAAAUUAGCAUGUUCAAAGAAUGGAAAGAAUUACGAUUUAAUUGCGCAAUACCAAGCUGAAUAA
This is a messenger RNA of Dentiscutata erythropus, 1434 nucleotides long. Lineage: Eukaryota; Fungi; Glomeromycota; Glomeromycetes; Diversisporales; Gigasporaceae. The record is from the annotation of a GenBank genome assembly.